Messenger RNA from Wyeomyia smithii (pitcher-plant mosquito), 421 nucleotides. RefSeq lists its product as uncharacterized. Bases 134 to 364 code for a protein of 76 amino acids. Lineage: Eukaryota; Metazoa; Arthropoda; Insecta; Diptera; Culicidae. The record is from RefSeq and is a predicted model, not a curated record. The transcript has 2 exons.
UUUACAAUCCCUUGAUGAUCAGAGCAGUAUAUCAAUCAAUCUACUUGCAGCACGGCAAUCGCUUUUUUACGUAACUUCGUCGUUUGAGCAAACCAGACAUCCGCAUUGAGGAAUACCCACGAGCCGACUCUUAAUGGCAGCCAGUGGUCAAGCCAGUCGCGGUCUAACUGCGUUAUUCAAGCGGGGAUGGAAUGAAAUCCCAGAGGUCAUAGGAUCGUCUGUGAUGGCCGUAAUAGGGAUAGGGCUGUCGGUCAUAGGUGUGAGCGGCUAUUACAGCAAAGACGGCGACAACAGGCGCUAUAAGAUGGAUUACGUAGUAAUGCGUCCGGAUGACCCACGUGUUGCGCGCAUUCGUAAGGAUUAAUUCUCAGUUUAACCGUCGGGAUAAAAUAGAAUAAAAACGCAAUCUAACAAACUAUAA